ACAAAAAUGCACACAUGUGACAUAAUCAAAGCUCUUUUAUUUUCUAACUAAAAUAGUACACAUUAAUAUAAUACAAUACAAUAAUAUAUAUUUACGACCAAUUAUUCCUAACUAAUGUAUAUGGUUCAUAUUCCAUGGUCGUACAUUCACAGCCAAAGAAGAAAGAAACUGGCUACUAGCUAGCUUCAAUCUUUAUCUACCUUCUUCUAGGCCUUUUCUUUUGGUUUAUUUCCACGUACAUACAAUAGUUAAUUUUUGACCUUGUUAAAUAUGCCGGCUUAAUAAGUAGCCAUUCCCAUAGUCACAUCACACCCCCAAUAAACCAACUACCUUAAUAUCUUGAAGGAAGAACCCCAUUUCUCAUUAUCAGACACACCCCAUAAUUCCAUUUCUAAUUUUCCUUCUUCCCAAACAAUUCAAUCAGUAAUUCUCAACCUCAAAAUCUAGUCUUUUUCACACCUUAAUAAACCCCAUUUCUUGUUAUUGAAUUCUAACCCAACCUCAAAAUCUAGUCUUUUUCAUACCUCAAUAAACCAAAACCCCAUUACUUGUUUUUGAAUUCCAACCCAAAAUGAAUCUCAAGCUCAAAAACUAGUCUUUUACACCAUAAGAACUCAAAACCAACACACCCCAUUUUCUCUUGGUUUUGAAUUCUGGUUUGGACCAAAUAUGGUUUUGGCUACUCUAUUUACGUACUCAUUCAUCUUCAUAGCUUUAGGUUUGGUUGUUAGAUUCUUAUCAAAAACAUCUCUGGUUUUGAUUCUGGUUAGAACAUGGCAAUCAUUCAUGGACCAUUUUCAUGUAUACCAACUCUACAAAGUUCCACAAUACAAUGACCAUUUUCAGAAAAAUCAGCUGUAUAAUCAGAUAUCAACGUACCUGAAUUCUCUCCCUUCUGUUGAAGAUUCUGACUCUACCAACCUCUUCUCAGGUUCCAAAUCAAACGACAUCUUCUUCCACCUCGACGCUACCCAAUCGAUUCGUGAUACUUUCCUCGGCGCCAGAGUUUGUUGGACCAAUCAGAAAUCUAACACCGAUGGAAUCAAGUCUUUCGUCCUGAAAAUCAAGAAAAACGACAAGAAAAGAGUAUUUCGUCAGUAUUUCCAGCACAUUCUAUCAGUUUCAGAUGAAAUUGGACAGAGGAAGAAGGAGAUUAAACUUCACCUGAAUCUCUCGGGAGAAAACGAACGGUGGAGAUCAAUUCCUUUCACACACCCGGCUAAUUUCGAAACCGUCGUUGUAGACGCGGAAUUGAAGACAAAAAUCAAAUCAGACCUAGAAUUGUUUCUCAAAUCCAAGCAAUAUUACCACAGAUUAGGUCGCGUUUGGAAACGAAGCUAUUUACUCUACGGAGCUUCCGGUACUGGAAAAACCAGCUUCAUUGCCGCCAUGGCUAGGUUUCUCUGCUACGACGUGUACGAUAUCGAUAUCUCCAAAGUCUCCGACGACUCCGAUUUGAAAACAUUACUUCUCCAAACGACUCCGAAAUCACUCAUCGUCGUCGAAGAUCUCGACAGAUUCUUAACCGGGAAACGCACCGCUGCCAUAGCCGGCGGAGUGAGUUUAUCGGGAUUACUAAACUUCAUGGACGGUAUAAUCUCCAGUUGCGGCGAAGAACGAGUUUUGGUAUUCACGAUGAACAGCAAAGAUCAUCAAAUCGAUCAAUCCGUAAUGAGACCAGGUCGAAUCGAUGUUCACAUCCAUUUUCCUCUCUGCGAUUUCUCUGCUUUUAAAGGUUUAGCCAAUAAUUACCUAGGGUUAAAGGAACACAAGCUAUUCCCUCAAGUUGAAGAGAUUUUCCAGACCGGAGCGAGUCUCAGCGCGGCGGAGAUCGGCGAGUUGAUGAUAUCGAAUCGGACGUCGCCGAGUCGGGCUCUGAAAUCGGUCAUUUCGGCUCUGCAAAGCAGCGGAACCGGUCCGGCAAACGGAGCGAGUAACAAAAUGCUUCCGCCGCAACAUAGGCUGAGCAACAGCAGUUCUGGCCGGACCGGCGACGAGUCGGUUGAACCGGCGACGGUUUUUUGCCGGGAAAAUAUGCCAACUGUUAGUGAGUUCAAGAAACUAUAUGGGCUUUUGAGAUUGGGCAGUAGAAGGAAAGAAGAGCCCAUGGUUGAUUUGGGCUUGGGCCUUAUUGACAAUAAAGAAGGCUCACGUCACGAAAAAUAGUUUUUUUUUUUUUUUAAUAUUAUUUUUGUUUUUUUUUUUGUAAUUAUUUUUGUUUCUAUUACAUCAUGAAUUAUUUACAUGGGGUUAAGUAAGUUAACUCCCAAUUGGUCCAUUCCAUUUUUUUUUUAAAUUAGUUUUGUCUGUGUAAUAUAUUAAGUUUGAGAGAAUCUAAGAAAUAAGAAGUAGGGGAUAAAUGAAGAUCUAUUAAAUUUAAAUUA
This is a messenger RNA of Cannabis sativa, 2384 nucleotides long. Its product is annotated as AAA-ATPase At2g46620-like. NCBI's taxonomy places the organism in Eukaryota, Viridiplantae, Streptophyta, Magnoliopsida, Rosales, Cannabaceae. The record is from RefSeq and is a predicted model, not a curated record. Gene Ontology annotation, molecular function: ATP binding; ATP hydrolysis activity. Bases 670 to 2166 code for a protein of 498 amino acids. The transcript has a single exon.